Molecule: messenger RNA, 1855 nt
Organism: Gaeumannomyces tritici R3-111a-1
Lineage: Eukaryota; Fungi; Ascomycota; Sordariomycetes; Magnaporthales; Magnaporthaceae
Product: U3 small nucleolar RNA associated protein
Exons: 8
Coding region: 122-1450 (442 amino acids)
Biological process (GO): maturation of SSU-rRNA from tricistronic rRNA transcript (SSU-rRNA, 5.8S rRNA, LSU-rRNA)
Cellular component (GO): nucleolus; small-subunit processome
Molecular function (GO): protein binding
Source: RefSeq, a predicted model, not a curated record
CCCCUGUUGCAGCCAUCCAUCGCAGCGGCGGGGCUUCCUCACGAUCAAAUGUUGCUGGGCAAAAGUCUGUCGCCAUAACGUCGGCGCUGCCUCACACAGGGUUACCAAGCACAGCAAAACGAUGAAGGUCAAAGCUCUAAGCCGGGCCCCCCAGCAGCCUGCGGGCUCCGAUGUCGCCAGGAAGCCCAAGAACGUCGACCCGGCCCUCCAUCCUUUCGAGAGGGCCAGGGAGUACCAGCGCGCCCUCAAUGCUGUCAAGCUAGAACGCAUGUUCGCCGCCCCUUUUAUUUGCCAGCUGGGCAAAGGCCAUGUCGACUCGGUCUUCUCCAUGACCAUGGACCCUGGGUCUCUCUCGCGGGUGGCAUCAGGGAGCGCCGACGGCGUUGUGAAGAUAUGGGACUUGACUAGUCGCGAGGAAGCCUGGCACACUACUGCACACGAGAACAUAGUCAAGGACCUAUGCUUCACCAAGGACAAGAAGCUUCUGACCUGCGCUGCCGAUCGCACAAUCAAGCUCUUCUCCCCCGAACAGGCCCCCAACUCGGCUCCUCUCUCCACCUGGCUGGGCACCAACGCAUUCACGUCCCUCUCACACCAUCGCUCGCGCAACUCAUUCGCAGCAUCGUCUAGUGUCAUUUCGGUCUACGAUCUGGAACGCCACAGCGCUGCCCCCGAGGUCCUGCGUUGGCCCACGUCCACCGACACCAUCAACUCGGUCGCCUUCAACCAGGUGGAGCAAUCCAUCCUUGGAUCAUGCGCCUCGGACCGUGGCAUCGUUCUAUACGAUCUCCGCACUUCGACGCCGCUGCACAAGACUGUCCUCAACUUUACCUCGAACAAGAUCGCGUGGAACCCCAUGGAAGCAUUUAACUUUGCUGUGGCCAGCGAGGAUCACAACAUUUACAUAUUUGACAUGCGAAAGAUUGAUCGCGCUUUGAACGUACUAAAAGGGCAUGUUGCUGCCGUCAUGGACGUGCGGUUUUCUCCCAAUGGUGAAGAGCUUGUUUCAGGAUCCUAUGACCGUACAAUAAGGCUCUGGAAGAAGGACAAGGGUCACUCUGUCGAUAUCUACCACACCAAGAGAAUGCAGAGAGUUUUUUCCGCCACAUGGACUCCGGACAACAAAUACGUGCUCAGCGGCUCCGACGACGGCAAUAUCCGCCUCUGGAGAGCCAAGGCCUCGAGGAGGGAAGGUAUCAAGUCGGCAAGACAGCGACAGGCGGAGGAAUACAACGAGGCACUCAGCGCGCGGUUCGCCCACAUGCCCGAGAUCCGACGCAUCAAGAACCACCGCCACAUUCCCAAGGUGGUCAAGAAGGCAGCCGAGAUCAAGGACGAGGAGCUCAAGGCGAUCAAGCGGAGGGAGGAGAACGAGCGGAAGCACUCAAAAAAGAAGUUCGAAAAGCGGAAGGCCGAGAGAGAAAAGAUGAUAUUGGCAAAGGAGAAAUGAGCAGGCGCGUGCUGGGCCAGGUGCAUGAGGCGAGAAACGCGUGGUUUUCAUCGGCCCUAUCCUAUCGCUGUUAUUGCAUUGCUUGGCGUUUUGUUGUCUCCCUUGCCGUUCAAGGGCUGGUAGGAUAGAUAAAUUCACUCUGUGUCCUCAUGUCAUUGACGAUUCCGAUACAUUUUGUCUCAUAUCUGGCCAGCUUUGGUGGCCCCUAUUCUGCGCCCUACAGCCAUGAAGGCAAACACUGCGUGGCUGGCAGCUGGGGCUCUUGUUUCCAGUCAUGUGUUUAUGCGUCUGAAUAUCGCCUUGUGUAAACCUGAAGCGUCUCUUGUGCCCCUUUGCUACCCAACUAUCUCAUCGCCAUGACGCUCUCGCGGCGCCAUAUUCAUAUCAUAUCCAGACCAAGUGCCC